Messenger RNA from Oryza brachyantha (malo sina), 2112 nucleotides. Its product is annotated as tuliposide A-converting enzyme 1, chloroplastic-like. Lineage: Eukaryota; Viridiplantae; Streptophyta; Magnoliopsida; Poales; Poaceae. The coding region runs from base 92 to 1093 and encodes 333 amino acids. The record is from RefSeq and is a predicted model, not a curated record. The transcript has a single exon. Gene Ontology annotation, molecular function: hydrolase activity.
CCCGCGCCAUAUAAACGCUUGCCCACCUCGAGCUCAUCGCGGCGAAGAACACGCGACGCGCAACAUCAGCUCCGUGUGCUGCCGGCCGGCCAUGGCGUCGAGGGCGCUGCUCGCGGUGCUCGUCGUGGCGACAUGCUGCUCGUCCCUCGCUUCGGCAUUGCGGAGCAGGGCGACGGCCGACCCGAACAUGGAGGUGAAGUUCGACUUCACGCCGUUCCUGAUCCAGUACAAGAGCGGCAGGGUGCAGAGGCUGAUGGGGACGACGGUGGUGGCGCCGUCCGUGGACGCGCGCACCGGGGUGGCGUCCAAGGACGUCGUCGUCGACAGCAGCGACGGCCUGGCGGUGCGGCUCUACCGGCCGACGAGGCACCGGCCCGCCGGGAGGCUCCCGGUGGUCAUCUACUUCCAUGGCGGCGCGUUCGUCGUCGAGUCGGCGUUCGAUCCCGUGUACCACAACUACCUCAACGAGCUCGCGGCCAGGGCCGGGGUCAUCGCGGUGUCGGUGAACUACCGCCUGGCGCCGGAGCACCCGCUCCCGGCCGCCUACGACGACGCGUGGGCGGUGCUCAGGUGGGUGGUCGCCGACAUGCAGCGCGGCGCGGACUCGUGGCUCGCGAGGCGCGGGGACGCGUCGCGCCUGUUCGUCGCCGGGGACAGCGCCGGCGGCAACAUCGCGCACAACCUCGCGAUGCGCGCCGGGCAGCACGGCGGCGCGAGGAUCCACGGCGUGGCGCUGCUGGACCCGUACUUCCUGGGGAAGGACGUCGACCCGGUGGGGCAGCGGGCGUGGGGCUUCAUCUGCGCCGGGCGGUACGGGACGGAGCACCCGUACGUGAACCCCAUGGCGCUGCCGGCGGCGGCGUGGCGGCGGCUCGGCAGCGCCCGCGUGCUGAUGACGGUGUCCGACCUCGACCGCCUCGGGCCGUGGCAGCGCGCCUACGUGGAGGCCCUCCGUGGCAGCGGCUGGCCGGGGCAGGCGCAGCUCUACGUCACGCCCGGCGAGGGCCACUGCUACUUCCUCAACAACCUCGACUCGCCCAAGGCAGCAAUGCAUAUGGCCACGCUUGCCGCAUUCAUUAACCGCGCCACCUAGCAGCAAGCAGAACUCUGGAUCUCUGAUCGAUCCAUCAUCAAAAAGCUCUCAGAAUUCUGAUCCAUCUGCAGCUCAGCUACAUACCAAGUAAAGCCAUACUUGUGAUAGUAACCACAUAUAGCGUAUAGUGAGUGUGUAAGGUGUUAUUGCCAUUUUUCUUUUCGAUCUUUCGCCUUGGAAGCAGACCGAGGCUUCUUUUGUGACCGCAUAUGUACACUUGGUUACUACCUAGUACCUCCGUGAAAGUUGGGAACGGAAAAGUGUAAAAAUGUACAAGAAGGGGACCGUUGGCGCGAGCUCGAUGUACGUAGUGACCUGGCGCAGUGAAGGCUGGUGGUACCAAGGGGGUACACCAGCAUGACGGACCGGCUAUUACUCCGCAGCGCGCGGAACAACGACCGUCUUGUGAAGUGUGCUCCCCUUUUAGGGACGGAUCCAGCGUGAGUGUUGAGCGCUUAAGCCUCCCCUAUCAACUGCAUUUUCUUGAAAUAUAAGAGGGAAGGGAAGAAAAUUAGAAAAAAGAUUAAGAGUGGGGAGGUAAAGGAGAAACAAGAUAACUAGCCCCCCUCUCUCACUAGGCUGGAUCCGCUCCUGCCUCUUUUCGUAGCCACCUUUAUCUCGAUCAAGAUUGAACAAAAAACUCGUGGCUUGAUAGCUCGUUUAGCUUGUGUUUGGUUCCGCUUGGCUUAAUUUGUUUGAACUUUCUAACAAGCUGAGCUAGGAUAAUAGCUUGUUUGAUAUAGCGCGUAAGCUCGAGUUGGUCCUCGUGAGUAAGCCAAAACGAACCAACAUUAGAUCACCAAUUAAACAUAACAACCAUCUGGCCCAAUGAGACCCACCUAGGCCAUGUAGUUAACUUCAUUACUCCUAAGUCUAAAGUUCAUAUGUCUCCACGGUGGUCUAGAUUUCGGAAAAAAGGGAAAAUAAACGAAGAAGAGCCUCACUAUUGUCGCUGGUCUGCCGCACGCUUGAUCUGGUUUAUUGUUGAUUUUGCACGCUUGAUCAUGUUGCCCUCACCA